Paralichthys olivaceus (Japanese flounder) is the source of this 1233-nucleotide messenger RNA. The record is from RefSeq and is a predicted model, not a curated record. NCBI's taxonomy places the organism in Eukaryota, Metazoa, Chordata, Actinopteri, Pleuronectiformes, Paralichthyidae.
GCGGUGCACCGCAACCGGAAGAUGUUGGUAUAUUUGUGUCCUAGCUAAACGGAAUGAAUGGACGCUGUGAUGCACUGAGGUGCUUCUGCUUCCAUCUGUCCAACAUGACAUGAACUCCUCAGCUCAUGAUUCAAGCCGCUCGUUCUCGUCUUCCACGAAUUCCCGCCGCUGCUGAUCACCAUGGCAACAAGGAUGAAGCUGAAGCUGAAGACGGUGUUCGUGCUCUACUUCAUGGUCUCCCUCCUGGGCCUCGUCUAUGCACUGAUGCAGCUGGGUCAACGCUGCGACUGCACGGAGCAUGACCUGCCCAAAGACCGUACCAUAUCUCGGCUGCGGGGGGAGCUGCACCGUCUUCAGGAGCAGAUGAGGAAGUCGGAGGCGACCAAACAGCCCCAGAAACAGGCAGUCAAGCCCUCUCUGCCCACCAUCUUUGUAAUCACCCCAACAUACGCAAGGCUGGUACAGAAAGCUGAGCUUACUCGUUUGUCCCAGACGUUCCUCCACGUUCCUCAGCUCCACUGGAUUGUGGUGGAAGACUCGCCUCAUAAGACGCCGCUGGUGACAGACCUCCUCGUGAAGAGCGGCCUGACCUUCACACACUUACACAUGCCCACUGCCAAGGACCGCAAACUCCAGGAGGGCGACCCCAGCUGGCUGAAGCCCCGUGGAGUCGAGCAGAGGAAUGAGGGUCUACGGUGGCUCAGAGAGGACAGAAGGGCUCAGCCAGGCGGAGAUAACCAGCAGGGAGUGGUUUACUUCGCUGAUGACGAUAACACAUACAGCCUACCGAUAUUUGAAGAGAUGAGGAGUACCCAGCGAGUGUCUGUGUGGCCUGUGGGGCUGGUUGGAGGGAUGAAAUAUGAGAGGCCAGUGGUUGAAGGAGGAAAAGUGGUUCGCUUCCACACCGGCUGGCGUCCCAGUCGCCCCUUCCCCAUGGACAUGGCUGGAUUUGCUGUGUCCCUCAAACUGGUCCUGGCCAAUCCAGAGGCUUGUUUCGAUGGAGAGGCACCAAUGGGUUUCCUCGAAAGCAGCUUUCUUCAGGGAUUGGUUACCAUGGAUGAGCUGGAGCCCAAAGCGGACAACUGCUCGAAGGUGCUGGUGUGGCACACGCGGACAGAGAAACCGAAGAUGAAGAGAGAGGAGGCUCUGCAGGCUCAGGGAUUGGGUUCAGACCCUGCUGUGGAGGUCUGAGGAACACACACACACACACACACACACACACACACACACACA